Molecule: messenger RNA, 2163 nt
Organism: Durio zibethinus
Lineage: Eukaryota; Viridiplantae; Streptophyta; Magnoliopsida; Malvales; Malvaceae
Product: proline-rich receptor-like protein kinase PERK4
Biological process (GO): protein phosphorylation
Molecular function (GO): protein kinase activity; ATP binding
Source: RefSeq, a predicted model, not a curated record
GAAGUUGGCAAGCUAAUGCAAAAUGGCAUCAUCCCCUGAGAAUUCUCCAUCACAAGAUUCCCCACCUGCUCCAUCACCAUCAAAUUCAACACAAGAUAACUCACCAACACCAUCAUCAGCACCCAAAAGCUCACCAUUGCCACCGCCACCAUCACCAUCCCCACCACCUCCUCCUCCACCACAAUCAUCAUCAUCAUCUUCACCACCACCUAAUAAAAAUAAUUCUUCGUCUUCUUCUUCUUCUCCUCCUCCUCCUCCUCCGCCUCCUAAAAGUAGCAGCAACCCUUCUCCCCCACCUCCAUCCAAAAGCAGUGGUACCAAUUCAAACACUUCUUCGUCUUCUUCUUCUUCUUCUUCUUCUUCACCAUCCUCAAAUUCAACUGAUGACGACAUGGAUGUACAAAUCAUUAUAGGAGUUGCUGUGGGGGCAGGAUUAUUGCUCCUUGUUGUUGUCAUCUUUUUAGCAAGAUGCGUUCAGCAAAAGAAGAGGAAGAAGAAAAGCCAUCAGCAAAUGCAGUACUAUCCACCUCAUGAAGCUAAAGGUGUUAGUGAUCAAUAUUAUAACAGCUCACAAAAUCCUCAGUGGGGCAAUGGUUUUCAAGGGGCAGAGCAUGCUGUCAAAGUACUCCCACCACCAACAGGAGGUGGUGGCUGGGGUUCAACAUCUCCUAUGCAACCACCGUUUUACAGCGGUGAAGCAAGCUCCAACUUUUCAGGCCCACAUCAUCCUCCUUUGCCACCUCCACCACCAAAUAUUGCUCUGGGAUUCAAUAAGAGUACUUUCACUUAUGAGGAGCUGACAGCUGCUACAGGUGGAUUUUCUCAGGCCAAUCUGCUUGGUCAAGGUGGGUUCGGAUAUGUGCACAAGGGUGUAUUCCCAAAUGGUAAGGAGGUUGCAGUUAAGAGUUUAAAAAUGGGUAGUGGACAAGGAGAAAGGGAAUUCCAGGCUGAAGUUGAAAUAAUUAGCCGUGUCCACCAUCGCCAUCUUGUGUCACUUGUUGGAUAUUCCAUUGCUGGCGGGCAGCGGAUGUUGGUGUAUGAAUUUGUUCCAAAUAAAACCUUGGAAUAUCAUCUCCAUGGAAAGGAUUGUCUAGUCAUGGAUUUUUCCACUAGACUUCGUAUUGCAUUAGGUUCUGCUAAAGGGGUUGCUUAUCUUCAUGAAGAUUGCCAUCCUCGCAUUAUUCAUCGUGAUAUCAAAGCAGCUAAUAUUCUCCUUGACAAUAACUUUGAAGCCAUGGUGGCCGAUUUUGGAUUGGCCAAGCUGUCUUCUGAUAACUACACUCAUGUCUCAACUCGGGUGAUGGGAACUUUUGGGUACUUGGCUCCAGAGUAUGCCUCAAGCGGCAAGUUGACCGAGAAAUCUGAUGUUUUCUCAUUUGGGGUCAUGCUCUUAGAACUCAUAACUGGAAAGCAACCUGUUGAUCUUACUAAUGUAAUGGAAGAUAGCUUAGUAGAUUGGGCUCGACCACUUUUGGCUCGUGCACUGGAGGAUGGCAAUCAUGAUCAGCUGGUUGAUCCACGCUUGGAGCUUAACUACAACCAUAACGAAAUGCAACGCAUGGUAGCCUGUGCUGCUGCCAGCAUCAGACAUUCAGCAAGAAAGCGCCCGAAAAUGAGCCAGAUAGUACGUGCCCUGGAAGGUGAUUCUUCCCUGGAUGACCUGAAUGAGGGCGUCAAGCCAGGCCAAAGCACAAUCUAUGCCUCUGGCACAAGUUCAGACUACAGCAAUAGUUCAUACCAAGCUGACAUGAAGAGGUUCAGACAAAUAGCACUAUCGAGCCAGGAUUUCGGGGCUAGCAGCGAAUACGGAAUUUCCAGCAGCGAUCACUCUAGCGAGAUGGCAUCUGGAGGGAUGCAAAAGCACAACAAUUAACAAGCCGACCAAAACCAAAAGCUUGACAAUCAAAACAGUGAUUGUUUACAUAACAAUAUUGGUUGGUUCAAUAUCAUUUUCAGCUUCAGUUCAGUCUAUUAAUUUGGGAUCAUUGUUAAUCCAAGUGUCUUCUCUUCAUUAUCAGGAUUUGCAUUAUUUAUGCAUAGAUUUGAUCAUGUAUGGUGGCAGAUGUAGAUUAUGUUUUUUUGUGUGAGAUGAUCGAAUUCUACGUAUAUUUGAAUGUGAAGGUCUUUUUUGGACUUGUCUGUUUUUGCCACUGCAUUUUAUAA